Molecule: messenger RNA, 852 nt
Organism: Funneliformis geosporum
Lineage: Eukaryota; Fungi; Glomeromycota; Glomeromycetes; Glomerales; Glomeraceae
Source: the annotation of a GenBank genome assembly
AUGGAUUUAUUUGGUCCUGCGAAUAAGCCAGAGAUUAGAAUUCAAGAACUAACCGGGGAACGUAUUAGAGAUGACUUACAAAAUUUUAAUCUUUCAUUUAAAUUUAGCAUGGCAAACGCCCUGAGACGUAUAAUGAUAUCCGAAGUUGCAACAAUAGCUAUUGAUAUGGUCCAAUUCGAUCUCAAUACGUCUGUUUUGGCUGAUGAAUUUAUUGCCCAUAGAUUAGGAUUAAUACCAUUAGAUAGUACUGAGGCUGAUAAAAUUAAAUAUCCUCGGGAUUGUAAUUGUAGUGGAGCAUGUAAAGAAUGUAGUGUGGAAUUGAACCUACAUGUUAAAUGUACCGAAGAAGAUACUACAAAGGAUGUGACUAGCAAAGAUCUUGUUAGCCAUGAUCCGCGUUUUACACCGAUUGCGGAGGGCCCAAAAGAUGCGGGUAUUCUAAUUGCAAAACUUCGUAAAGGACAAGAAAUUAAAGUUAAAUGCAUUGCCAAAAAGGGAGUGGCAAAGGAACAUGCUAAAUGGAGCCCAUGUGCUGCAGUUGCUUUUGAAUAUGAUCCUUUUAAUAAGCUUAGACACACUCAUUAUUGGAAAGAGGAGGAGGAAAAAAAGGAAUGGCCACCAAGUAAAAAUGCUGGAGAUGAUUUUCCUCCUUUGGAUGACGAAAUUUUUGAUUUUACUGCAAAACCAAAUAGGUUUUAUUUUGAAAUUGAGACAAUUGGUUCUAUGAAACCUGAAGAUAUUGUUAUGAAUGCAUUCAAAAAAUUAUUAGAAAAAAUUUCAUCAAUUCAAAUGGGCUUACAUGCUAAUGACGUUCCUAUUAAUGGUAGAGAACCUGCUAGAGAUGUUUUUUAG